Molecule: messenger RNA, 1418 nt
Organism: Zophobas morio
Lineage: Eukaryota; Metazoa; Arthropoda; Insecta; Coleoptera; Tenebrionidae
Gene: sPLA2B
Exons: 4
Coding region: 491-1306 (271 amino acids)
Biological process (GO): phospholipid metabolic process; arachidonate secretion
Source: RefSeq, a predicted model, not a curated record
CUUUUAGUCUCGCCCCCAGUUUGUGCGUGCUCGAAGUCGCUUUAACCAUUUAUUUUUGUUUUCGUGACACACAAUCUCGAAAUCAAUCACUUCCAAAAGUAAACCAGUUACAUAACUCUCUUCGAAGACACUCAUUCAAGUCUUCGUUUCGAGGUCACCUAUACGGAAAAGAAAGUGACCGCCUCACCUGAUUCACUCCGAAUUCCUCGCGUCCGAGCAUCGAUACCGUCCCUCCCAUCGAGCGCCGCCCCAACCAAAAAUAGAAACCAACCCACCAAAAAACAAACCUCCGAAUCAAUCCCCGCUAAAAGUGUCAUCAGACAUGUCAUCCGCUCUAAAUAAAUAAUAGUUUUCUCCAAAUCGAUACUCCAAGAAGUGUAAACUCGAAAAACGUCCCUGCACGCAUGCGUGCGUAAAAUAAUGCUCAUCGCGCGAAAAUCGCUUUUCGAAAUGUGACAGCUCGGUGUGCCGCCUCUGAUCGGUUUCGAAAAUGGUGCAGAGAAACGAUGCGAUUUUCUUGGUGGUUUUCGUAGUAGGGUUGCUGGGCAUCCAGGGGAAGCCCUCGUGGUCGCUGAAUCUGCCGGCGAUCGGCCCGCUUCGGAACUUCGGGCAAAGGGACCACACUUUCCAUAUCAAGAGCUACAGCGGGAAAAGGGUGAAGAACGACUCCAUUAGGAUGGUGUACUUUCACGACCAGACGGUCGCUAUCGUGGAGUUGGAGCCGGAUAAGUUGCUGCUGAAUUGCGAACUGAUUGAAGUUUACGAACCCGAAGACGCGAUCAAAGCCCUAGGCGACUUCCAGCAGGUCUCGCGCCCCGUCGCUAUCACCUUCAAAGAAAUGACAACCCUAAUGCGCCAAUGCCAGCAAGUCGAAGACGGCAAAACCAUGACCAAUGAACUGUCUAAAAACAUCACGACGCAUCCAAUCGGCCGGGGAAUCCUCGCCAACAACCCCUUCGUCCUCCUCAGCGGGAUCAUUCCAGGAACUAAAUGGUGCGGAACUGGGGACAUAGCCAAAGACUACUACGACCUGGGGGCCGAACCCACCGUUGAUAAAUGUUGCAGAGCUCACGACUUGUGUCCCGUGAAAGUACGGGCGUUUUCGGAGAGAUACAACAUAACGAACGAUUCCUUGUAUACCAAGUCGCAUUGUUUGUGCGACGACCAGUUAUAUACUUGUCUUAAACAAAAUUCGUCACCCACGGCGCACAUAAUGGGGACUAUUUAUUUCAAUCUGGUCCAAAUCCCGUGCCUUGAAGACACCAAGAGUGGAAAACGGUACAGGACACCAAAAAAUAGCUUUUGACGUAGACGUAUUUUGUGCAAUACUGUAAGCUCAAUUUUAUAGUUAAAUCGUUAUUUAUUACUUGUUGGAAAAUCUAAGUGCCUCGGUCAAUAAAACAAUAAUUUUUAAUAAA